Molecule: messenger RNA, 1568 nt
Organism: Alosa alosa (allis shad)
Lineage: Eukaryota; Metazoa; Chordata; Actinopteri; Clupeiformes; Clupeidae
Product: tubulin beta-4 chain
Exons: 4
Coding region: 111-1445 (444 amino acids)
Biological process (GO): microtubule cytoskeleton organization; mitotic cell cycle
Cellular component (GO): microtubule; cytoplasm
Molecular function (GO): GTPase activity; GTP binding; structural constituent of cytoskeleton
Source: RefSeq, a predicted model, not a curated record
ACCCGACAUUCUUUUCGAACGUUUCAAAGGACAUUUGGCGGUUGAAUCGGACAAGGCAGGCAGUCUUUGUGAUUUCUGAACACAGUUUAACAUUUUUCGCACAAUCCACAAUGAGGGAGAUUGUUCAUUUGCAAGCCGGCCAGUGUGGAAAUCAAAUAGGCGCGAAGUUUUGGGAGGUGAUAAGUGAUGAACAUGGCAUUGACCCUACUGGCACCUAUCACGGAGACAGUGAUCUACAACUGGAAAGAAUAAAUGUCUACUUCAAUGAGGCAACUGGUGGGAAAUAUGUCCCUCGUGCCAUCCUUGUGGAUUUGGAGCCUGGAACCAUGGAUUCUGUCCGUUCAGGGCCAUUUGGUCAAAUCUUCCGGCCUGACAACUUUGUCUUUGGUCAGAGUGGCGCUGGAAACAACUGGGCAAAAGGUCAUUACACAGAGGGAGCGGAACUAGUGGAUUCUGUGCUAGAUGUUGUCAGGAAGGAAGCAGAGAGCUGCGACUGUCUACAGGGAUUCCAGCUUACACAUUCUUUAGGUGGUGGCACAGGAUCAGGCAUGGGAACUUUGUUGAUUAGUAAGAUUCGUGAAGAGUACCCAGACCGCAUCAUGAAUACCUUUAGCGUAGUCCCCUCCCCUAAAGUGUCAGAUACAGUGGUAGAGCCUUAUAAUGCAACCUUGUCUGUCCAUCAGUUAGUUGAGAAUACAGAUGAAACAUACUGCAUUGACAAUGAAGCCCUGUAUGAUAUCUGUUUCCGCACCCUGAAGCUAACCACUCCCACGUACGGCGACCUCAACCAUUUGGUUUCUGCUACCAUGAGUGGUGUCACCACCUGCCUUCGUUUCCCAGGACAGCUGAAUGCAGAUCUUCGCAAGCUGGCAGUAAACAUGGUACCCUUUCCCCGUCUGCACUUCUUUAUGCCUGGUUUUGCUCCCCUCACCAGCCGUGGCAGCCAGCAGUACCGUGCCCUCACCGUGCCUGAACUCACCCAGCAGAUGUUCGACGCCAAGAACAUGAUGGCUGCUUGCGACCCUCGUCACGGACGCUACCUGACGGUAGCAGCCAUCUUCCGUGGCCGCAUGUCCAUGAAGGAGGUGGAUGAGCAGAUGUUGAAUGUCCAGAACAAGAACAGCAGCUACUUUGUCGAGUGGAUCCCCAAUAACGUGAAGACGGCUGUUUGUGACAUUCCACCUCGGGGUCUCAAGAUGUCCGCCACAUUCAUUGGUAACAGCACAGCCAUUCAAGAGCUGUUCAAACGCAUCUCGGAGCAGUUCACAGCCAUGUUCCGCCGCAAGGCCUUCUUGCACUGGUACACCGGAGAGGGCAUGGAUGAGAUGGAGUUCACAGAGGCCGAGAGCAACAUGAAUGACCUGGUUUCUGAGUACCAGCAGUACCAGGACGCCACUGCCGAGGAGGAGGGCGAGUUUGAGGAGGGUGAAGAGGACAUCGAGUGAAGAUUCUUCCGACUGUUCCGACUGAUUCUUCCGACUGAUUAUUUGAUUGUUCUGAUUGUUCUCUUUGAUUGUUUUAUGUUCCCUUGUGUAUGUGUUCACUUUGUAUUAAAACUCGAGAAACCA